This is a messenger RNA of Gigantopelta aegis, 1003 nucleotides long. RefSeq names its product acidic mammalian chitinase-like. Bases 1 to 945 code for a protein of 314 amino acids. The record is from RefSeq and is a predicted model, not a curated record. Gene Ontology annotation, cellular component: extracellular region. Gene Ontology annotation, biological process: chitin catabolic process; carbohydrate metabolic process. The transcript is spliced from 7 exons. NCBI's taxonomy places the organism in Eukaryota, Metazoa, Mollusca, Gastropoda, Neomphalida, Peltospiridae. Gene Ontology annotation, molecular function: chitinase activity; chitin binding.
AUGACUGCCAAACUGUACAACCGUUUGCGCGCUCUGAAGGUAGACAACCCGCACUUGAAGAUCCUCUUGUCUCUUGGAGGAUGGAACAUGGGGUCUCAGAAGUUCACCAAGUUGGUCUCGUCUGGCGAUAACAUGAAAGCCUUCGCAACCAACGCCAUGAAGUAUCUGCACGACAAAGGUUUCGACGGCCUUGACAUUGACUGGGAAUUUCCAACUCGUAGAGGCAGUCCUGACGGCGAUAAGCAACGAUUCACGGAGUUAUUGCGUGUUCUGAAACACGCUUUCUACCAAGAACACUUUGUUCAUCGUAACAAAAACCUAAUGUUGACGGUUGCUGUGUCGGCUAACCCCGGUGUCGUCGCCACUUACUAUGAACCGUCGAAAAUUAGCCAAUACGUGGAUUUUUUUAACGUGAUGACGUACGACUUCCAUGGCGGCUGGGAAAAUUACACCGGCCACCACAGCGCUCUAGAUGGGCCAGACAGUGAGCCAUUUACCGUUAAAAAGUCGGCAACUGCCUGGGCAAACCAUGGCGUACCUAAGUCAAAGAUUAUGAUCGGUAUUCCCUUUACUGCACACACUUUUACUCUCAAAGACGGCAAUCACACCGGAAUUGGGUCCCCUACGAUUGGUGCAGGAAGAGCCGGAGAAAUUACCAAACAGAAAGGAUCCUUGGCAUAUUUUGAGGUGUGUAAACUGCUGCAACAGGGCGCGGAGGGACACAGGUUGGUGGAUUAUCACGUUCCAUACCUCGUUGACGGCGACCGCUGGGUAGGGUACGAUGACGAGAAAAGUAUUGAAGAGAAGGUUCAGUAUGUGGUGAACGAAGGUUUCGGCGGGAUUUUCGUCUGGGCCUUAGAUCUUGACGAUUUCUCUGGUGUUUGUGGAAAACAGUUUCCACUGAUGAAUAAAAUCAAGGAUACGUUUGCCCACUUGAUCGGAUAAUGCGUCUUUAACGUACAGUAGUUCGGGUGUUAUUAUGGAAUAAAAUAAUAUUAAACAA